Molecule: messenger RNA, 3732 nt
Organism: Spodoptera littoralis (African cotton leafworm)
Lineage: Eukaryota; Metazoa; Arthropoda; Insecta; Lepidoptera; Noctuidae
Source: the annotation of a GenBank genome assembly
AUGAAAAACAAAACUGUAAAUCGCGAGAAUAUUUCACGCAGAAAGAUAGUAACAAAUGGGGAGCACGUUUCUAAUGUAUUCUACGAAAUACCGCUAAACAUCUCAUCAACAAGUAGCCCAGCACGCGUAGAACCAAUGCAGUCGGUGCGAACGACACGAGGCAACCGGGUGCGACUGGAGUGCAAGGCAAGCGCACGGCCGCCCCCUCGCAUCUCAUGGUAUAAGGACGGGAAACCCGUCGCCGAUAUCGCGCUGAGGAGAUUCCGGGUGCAGAACUUCAGGAGGCGCUCGGUACUAGUGAUAAGGCAUGCGCGCAGUGAAGACUCCGCAUCGUACGAAUGCAGGGCACAGGGCGCUGUAGGCCCACCGGCCAUCGCCAGCGCUAACGUCAGCGUUCUACCUCCAGUCACAGCCGCGCCUGAUGACGCCACGACGCUGGGCUCGCCAUGUCCGAUGCCCGACCCGUCGUCAUACUGCCUCAAUGGAGGCACUUGUUUGUUCUUCGAAAUCGUUCAAGAACAAGCUUGCAAAUGUCCGGAAGGCUUCAACGGGCAGCGUUGCGAGAACAAGGAUAUAUCGAAUAGAAGCAGUAUGUCCCAUUCCUACACAUGUAAACUGGGCCUCUCGAUCACGUACUACUGUUAGCCAGCGAAGCGCAGGCGCAUAACCCACCUCGUUCCAAUUUUAAAUUUAAAAUUUUUAGCUCGCGACUUUCCGACGCACUCGGCUGGACUGAGAAAACUUUUACGUUUUACGAGACAGAUAUCUGCAUCUAUUUGUAGAUUUACAUAAUAUUUCUUAAAAUUAUCAAUGUUAUAUACGUUUUUAUAUGUUUUAUAAUUUAUACUAAUGGCAUCGCACUUAUAUAUUUGGUAUGCUACAAUUUGUUUUAUGACUACAGUUUUAUAGUUUUCACAGCCCUAAAGCCCAGUGAUUCCAUCGCGAACGUUUGUAGGAAAAAAUACGAGAAUAAUGAUUGCAAAUACGAACUGUCAUAAAUAUUGCGACAGUGUAUGCUGAAUACUUAGGAUUUAGUAGGCAGCCGUGCGUGGCAUUUGUAAAUAAUAAUUUAAACAAUCUGUUUUUAUGAACCUCGAGUCUGAAAAUUGAUUUGAAAUACUAACUUAUUCAUUUAUAUUUGUUAAUACCUAUAUCUAUCACUCUUAUGUACUUUAUUUGAAAUCAGUAUCAUUAUAACUGCACGGAGCUUUAAAUUAUCUACUAGUAUACACUACAGCCCGAUGAGAUUUUACACUUUUAAAUACAUAUUUCCAUUUAAGGGUAUGUACCUACCGACAAUUAUUUAUAUUAAUUACUUGUAUUAUUCAUAAUUGAACUGAUUUUUCGUAACAUUUCACAAGUUUCGUCUAUUUUUCUUUCGUGAUAGCAGAAAGUCUAUGGUAAGACUUGAAGAUUGUAUGUAUGUACUAUUGCAUAAAGUGCUACUUAACGUUUACUAGGAGCGAUGACUUUUGCAAUCCAUUAUUUCUUCUGUUAUUGAAGAUGUAAAUAUUUUAAACAUUAUUUGUAAUAUUUGCAAUUUAUUAUUGUUAUUAUUAACUGUAAGGUUUGAUAACUAGUAGUAUGUAAUAUUAUGAUAAAGAGACUUGCAACUUUUGUACAUAUCUAUUAGGGUAAGGGUUUUUUACAAAAAUACAAUCCUGGUUAAUAGCAUUGCGUACUUGUUAUGCGUUCGACUCUCUAAUUUAUGCGUAGGCACUCAUUUAUUAAUAGCUUAAUAUUCAAUAACAAAGGUAAAUAAUAAAAAUGAACAAUUUUACAGCUAUUACUCACUUACUUUAGGUACUUUAACAUUUGAAGCAAGUUUUCAUACAAUAGUUCUGUAGAAGGACUAUAUGGCAUAACAAGUACGGUCAAAAUCGUAGUCAAAAAGGCAAUUUCCAUAUUUUCACCGGUCCGUUACAUCACCUAGUCAGAUACCAGUUUUAACUAUAGCUAGGUAGUAAUAAAUAAAUUAAUUUAUAUAUAAUUUUACGAGUGUGUCUAAUUGGACGUAUGGUUGUGGAUAUAGCGAUAACAUUUUUUUUAUUUCUCUGUUUUUUUUCUAACUCGCUAUAUGGGACCGAAACUUGCACAAUAGUUUUCCAUUUUUAAUUGUUUUCGUUUUUCUUUUCAUUUUGUAUAAAGUUCUUAAUGAUCUAAGUUCACUAUUUAUAUUAUGUAAUUAAAGUAGAAAACCGACUAUUUAUUUUUAAUAAAAUUUUGAGGAUUUUUAGGGCAUUUAUACGUCUGAAAUGAUAUGGCGUCGUUCGAGAAAAUUCUGAACUCGUCGGUAUAUUUUAAUUUCCACAUUCACUUUGGUAACGCCGAGUACUUAAUGCUUUUCAUUUCAUUAAUGGUCUUAGAUACUAGAAAAUACGUCAGUAUUUCCUUUGAAUGACGUCAUUACAUUUUAACAUGAGUUUUUUGUAUUCUCACAACAAAUAUUAAGGCGCGAACAACAUGUAAUGUAAUGGAUAUACCAAAACCACAAUAAAAGAAUGAGUGUUGGAAUUAACAGAAAGGCGACAAUGUUCUGUUUUUUUAUUUUUUAUUUGCAAUCACCUAAAUCCUUUAAACCGCGACGGAAUGAACAUGGGAAUUAGAAAAUCUGAAAUGGUAUGUAUAUUCGAAAUUUAUUUUAUGUCGUGCACUCGUAUAACAAUCCGCACUCAUUUUCUAUGAAUGGAAAAAUGUAACGAAUAUUUUGGACCGUAUCUUCUCGGGUUGUUACAUUUUUUCAUUUAAAUAUCCUCACGGCCUACUAAUGCUUUUUAUGUACGUGGGUACUAAUCUACAGGGGUACAGCAUGCAGAAUGCAUGUUUCUUCAAACUUACUAUUUGUUGUGAGAUAACAAUAACUUGUAGGUAUAACACUGCAUGCGAAAAAAGUUAUUAUUAACAUUAUCAAUAACGCUCUUUUUUCUGCACGCAGGUAAAGGCGAACCACUGUGGUGAUGAACGUAACGAAAUGGUGCGACUGAAAUUAUAAAAUGGUUAUUUUGGCAUUUUUAUAUAAAAUAUUAAUAAGGGAAAAAAAGCAUUCCUGCAUAUAAAUGUCAUCGGAUACCUAGGUGAUAUUUUGCUAAUUGUUUAUAUAAUAAUAUUGCCGAUGGACAAUAACUAAAGACACGAUAUCCCACUGCCUAUUUAUUUUAAUAAGAUAUACCUACUGGUAAGAUAAAUCAAGUAAAAUCGUUGUAUCAGUUGCAACUGGCAUGAAAAAGACUAUGUUAGUGAAGUAUUUCAUGAUCUGCUUGUAUUUUUUAUUAAAUAUAAAAGAUAGAUUUGGAUAACUUCAUGCAACAAAAUUGGCAAGUCUGUGCUUAACGUCAGCAUAGGUACAGGCAUGUGCCUAUGUAAUAUUAUGUAUUGUGCUUUAGUUAAGCUUACUUUUGUACUACGUUUGGUACGAUAUCUAGUUUUAAGAAUAUCGUGGUGCUUGAAAAUGUGAAUUUAAAUAAAUUGAUUCCAAUAUAUGUUCCUAAAUUUUGAACGGUAGUAAUGCUUAGUUUUAUAAGGUUUUUUCUUUAUUCGAAAACGAGCUAGGGAAACUGAUAUGAUUACUGAUUUUGCUGAUAUGCAAGACGACUCAACAGCAAAAUCACAUAGCAACCCAGAGUCCGGUAAAAUUACCGAGUAACUUGCGGCAAUGACAAUAAAACUAAAGACUGUAGGCACAAAAGCUCAAUAAAAAUAGAUCUUAUGAUUUUCUGAACACAUAUAGGUAAU